AUGUCGGCUGGGGCAUGUGGCACCACCCUGAAUGAGGUGCUGGCCAUGCUCAGCGCGGCGUCGCGCGACGAGAUCGCCGAGUUGGUCAGUGCCGUGGUGGAGCGCGCCCUCGCCAACCGCUCCAAGUCCAGUGCACCCAUUGUCGCAUUCGCCUGCGCGCUCUGGCACGAGAAGGCGGUGGCUCUGAAGCCGGCUUACAGAACGGCCGCCCCAGAGGAGGAAACAAAGAAAAUCAACAGACGGGUUUCGAAAGCCACGAAGCAUCUCACCACCUCAAUCCUUCCUCAAGGUUCCGUACGCUCUAACACCGCCCUCAUACUCGCCAACGCCAUCUACUUCAAGGGCAGGUGGUCCAUGUCCUUUGCCAAGAAAGACACCGAGACCAGGCCCUUCCAACAGCUUGACGGCAGCUACGUGAACACGCUGUUCAUGCGCGGCCGGAACGAUUAG
This is a messenger RNA of Panicum virgatum (switchgrass), 450 nucleotides long. RefSeq names its product serpin-Z2B-like. The coding region runs from base 1 to 450 and encodes 149 amino acids. The transcript is spliced from 2 exons. NCBI's taxonomy places the organism in Eukaryota, Viridiplantae, Streptophyta, Magnoliopsida, Poales, Poaceae. The record is from RefSeq and is a predicted model, not a curated record. Gene Ontology annotation, molecular function: serine-type endopeptidase inhibitor activity.